Molecule: messenger RNA, 1131 nt
Organism: Magnolia sinica
Lineage: Eukaryota; Viridiplantae; Streptophyta; Magnoliopsida; Magnoliales; Magnoliaceae
Exons: 5
Coding region: 47-952 (301 amino acids)
Cellular component (GO): chloroplast
Source: RefSeq, a predicted model, not a curated record
CCCCCCUCGCGCCUUUCUUAUCCCAAAAACCAAAAGGCGCUCCGCUAUGGCCGUACAACUCCUCCUUUUCUCCGUUCCCGUUACACAGAAACUCUCCCAGCGGCCUAAAAUAUCGCCGAUAUAUCGCGAUACGGUUUCCCUCCCGAUAUCUUCUCGGCGCUCUCCUUCUCCUUCAAGAAGAGCUUGUCCUGGAAUCAGAUCAAUCAAAUGCAAAGCUCUAAGAGAAGACUCUCAGCCGCAGACGUACGGUGGUGAUGAUCGGACCGUUUAUCAAGGAAUCUACGGCCCUUGGACCGUCGAUUCUACUGAUGUUCGCGAGGUUAUCUUGUAUAGAUCUGGAUUGGUGACUGCUGCUGCAUCCUUCGUAAUUGCAGCUUCAUCUGCUUUUCUACCAGAAGACACUUUCUUGACGGAUAUAGUAAAACAAAACAUUGAUUUGUUAUAUGUGAUCGGAGCUGGAGGACUUGGCUUAUCGUUGUUGUUAAUCCACAUUUACGUCACGCCUAUUAAACGCACUCUUCAAGCGUUAUGGGCACUUGGUGUUGUUGGCUCACUUGCAACGUAUCUAAAUCUUGCACAACCUGUUGGAGAGAGCUUGACACAGUACGUCGUUGAUAACCCAAUAGCUGUGUGGUUCAUCGGGCCUCUCUUUGCGUCUUUGACAGGACUUGUCUUCAAGGAAGGUCUCUGCUAUGGAAAGUUGGAAGCUGGGGUCCUGACAUUCAUCAUCCCCACAGUACUUCUUGGCCACCUGAGUGGAUUAAUGGAUGGCAACACGAAGCUUAGUCUAUUGGGUGUGUGGAUGGCUCUCUUUGUCAUAUUUGCAGCUAGGAAGUUUACACAGCCCAUGAAGGAUGACAUUGGCGACAAAUCCGUAUUCAUGUUCAAUGCCCUCCCAGAAGAGGAAAAGCAGGCUUUGGUUGAGAAACUCGAGCAACAGUUUGGUAAUUAGAAAGGCAGUGUAGCCUAAAAACAUGCGUAAUGCAAAAGAGAUGUGUAUAUAUACAAAUUCGAGUGCUGCGGUUACUGGGUCGAAGCAAGCUUGUGAGAGACAGGUAAUGCAACUGUUAAUACAUCCUUUUGUUAACUUGGGUAUGAAUUCUCAUCUAUUUUGUAAGUGAAUUUCCUCAA